Molecule: messenger RNA, 174 nt
Organism: Neurospora tetrasperma FGSC 2508
Lineage: Eukaryota; Fungi; Ascomycota; Sordariomycetes; Sordariales; Sordariaceae
Exons: 1
Coding region: 1-174 (57 amino acids)
Source: RefSeq, a predicted model, not a curated record
AUGACUGAGUGGUGUUGUCUAUUCAGUAUAGACUGGGAAUAUUUGAAAAGGAGCGAAAACUCGCAAGAGCAAAUGAGGUCGCAAACCAGUCUGCAUAUACAUCUUGUAAGAAACAGAUUGGUUUCCGACAAAGAGGCCUCGUGUCAGGAGUGGUGGGAUGAAUGGGGAUGGUGA